ACACUGGAAAAACUGAAGACUACAGGACAAGGGGAAAGAUGGACAUUAGCAGCAAGGAGGCUCUGGUAGAGGCGCCUCCGAGGUACACAGCCUCCCCUCGGCUUCCCUGCAUUCCCCACCAGGUCAAGUGUCUCCUGAUUGUUGUGGUGGUGCUCGUGCUCCUGGUUGUGGUGGUCGUGGGCUUCCUCCUGCUGGGCUUGCACAUCACUGAGAAGCACACAGAAACGGUGUUGCGAAUGACCAUCCAGGGCCGGGAUGGGGAGGAGUCCCCACAGCAGCUCUCCAUGAGCAGGAAGGAACGAGCAGGGACUUUCUAUGUCAAGGAAGGCAUCAACUCUUCUGCCAUGGUCGUGUACGACUACAACAAACUGAUCAUCAGCUACAGAUCCUGGCUGGCCCAAGCCUGCUACAUCACCAGGAUGGACAAGGACAACAUCCAGGGCCUGGACGCCAUCACCAAGGCAUUCCAGUAUCACCAGCUCAAGCAGGGCAAGGAAAAGGAGAGCAAGGGCUUCCCUGUGCCUCUGGCUGACCGCUCUAUUUUAGGCACCACUGUCAACAUCCUCUGCAGCAAUGUUCCCAUCUACUGGGCCUAGCAGCUGCUCAGGCACCGUCGAGGUCCCAACCAGUGCCCCAAAAAGAGGGGUGAUGCCCUUGCCGCUUCCUGCCUACCUGCAGCUCCAGGUUUCUCUUCUGCUCUGACGGCUACGUUUGGCAUGCAAUCACAUGGUGGCACAGCCCACUGCCUGCUGGGGCUGGGCACUAGCAGCCACCGGAUUGCCGUUGCUCUAAGCACUGCGAAGCAGUUGAUCUGCUGUGAUUCCUAGCAGCUGGGCUUCCAGGGGGGAGCUUGCAAUGCAAAGAGAGGGGACUGUUUGCUUAUGAACUGAUGCUUCUGUUUGAAAAUAAAAAGCGCCA
Messenger RNA from Alligator sinensis (Chinese alligator), 918 nucleotides. RefSeq names its product pulmonary surfactant-associated protein C. Lineage: Eukaryota; Metazoa; Chordata; Crocodylia; Alligatoridae. Gene Ontology annotation, cellular component: extracellular region; alveolar lamellar body. Gene Ontology annotation, biological process: respiratory gaseous exchange by respiratory system. The coding region runs from base 39 to 596 and encodes 185 amino acids. The record is from RefSeq and is a predicted model, not a curated record. The transcript has 6 exons.